GUAGUAGUAUGUAUGAUAGUAUCACACUCGCUAGCAUGACAGCAUCGAAUGGCCUCCAGUAUUUUAUCCGUUGGUGGAUUCUCCUCCAUGGUUCUACUUCUACCAAUGGCUUCCCUUCAGCUUCCCGCCAUCUCCAUCUCCCCUCUUCCCGCUAAUAAUCAAGCCCUUCUCAUCUCUCCCUUCACCGGACAACUCGCUUCAUAUCGCCGCUCCGACCUGUAUCUUUUCUCGACGGUAACUUCUCGCCGCAAAUUCCUGAAAGUUCCAGGAAUUAGAGCGGAGUCUUCGGUGAAGAGAGAACCCAUGGUCCCUCCUUACAAUGUCUUGAUCACUGGUUCGACUAAAGGGAUAGGAUAUGCUCUAGCUAAAGAAUUUCUAAAAGCAGGUGACAAUGUUAUAAUUUGCUCGAGAUCAACUGAACGGGUGGAAUCUGCAGUUCGCAACUUGAAAGGAGAAUUUGGGGAGCAGCAUGUGUGGGGUACCAUUUGUGAUGUCAGAGAGGGUAAGGAUGUCAGGGAUUUAGUUGCAUUUGCCCAAGACAAGCUCAAAUACAUUGAUAUAUGGAUCAAUAAUGCGGGAUCAAAUGCAUACAGCUUCAAACCAUUGGCAGAGACAUCAGAUGAUGAUCUCAUUGAAGUUGUUACGACAAACACUCUUGGCUUGAUGAUAUGCUGCCGAGAGGCAAUAAAGAUGAUGCUGAACCAAAGUCGAGGAGGUCAUAUUUUCAACAUUGAUGGAGCUGGCUCAGAUGGGAGACCAACCCCAAGAUUUGCAGCAUAUGGAGCGACAAAACGUAGUGUGGUGCAUCUAACAAAGUCAUUGCAAGCUGAAUUACAGAUGCAAGAUGUAAGAAAUGUAAUAGUGCAUAACCUGUCGCCAGGUAUGGUCACAACUGAUCUUCUAAUGUCCGGUGCUAACACCAAGCAGGCCAAAUUUUUCAUUAAUGUUUUGGCAGAACCAGCAGAAGUGGUAGCUGAAUAUCUUGUUCCAAGCAUCAGAUCCAUCCCAACCAAUGGAUCCAUGAAGCCCACUUACAUUCGUUUCCUGACUGGGUUUAAAGCCUACUCCCAGAUAUUUUCAAGACUUGCUUUUGGCGCAAGAAGAAACAGAUACCUACUUGAAGAUUAAAAGGAAUCAAAUAGCAUUUCUUUGUUAGGUUUUUCUUUUAAUUUAUUUAUAGAUAUUACUCAAAUUUUUGUAUGAUUUAUUCAUUUUCUUGUCAAUUAAUUGGUGUCCAUUCAUAAUUGUUUCUUUUGCUAAUUAGCAUUGGCCAGUCUGUAAAUAUAUUCACAGUUCUUUAUUUAUUCCUAUAUUUUUGGCUUGCAAUACAUAAAGGGAGAAAUUGCAGGGUGGUUUUCAGCGAA
Nelumbo nucifera (sacred lotus) is the source of this 1364-nucleotide messenger RNA. RefSeq names its product NYC1-like protein (gene NOL). NCBI's taxonomy places the organism in Eukaryota, Viridiplantae, Streptophyta, Magnoliopsida, Proteales, Nelumbonaceae. The record is from RefSeq and is a predicted model, not a curated record. Gene Ontology annotation, molecular function: chlorophyll(ide) b reductase activity. Gene Ontology annotation, biological process: PSII associated light-harvesting complex II catabolic process; chlorophyll catabolic process.